AUGUUUUCAGCAUCCUGCCGCGUCUGGGUUAAGGUCAAAACUAUUAAAGUCAGUAAUGUUUCCUUGGGAGCAUAUGAACAAGACCUUAAGGAGUUCUUUUCCUUUUCUGGUGAUAUUGAAUAUGUUGAAAUGCAAAGUCAUGACGAACGAUCUCAAAUUGCCUUUGUCACUUUCAAGGACCCACAAGGUGCUGAGACUGCAGUACUACUAUCGCCCUUCCAAAGUAUGGAUGCUCCUCUGUUGGUGGUAUAUAUGAAGCACGGACACCUUGAACACAACACCGACACCGACACAACAGCACUGGUAAUCAUUUGA
This is a messenger RNA of Vicia faba (fava bean), 315 nucleotides long. The record is from the annotation of a GenBank genome assembly. NCBI's taxonomy places the organism in Eukaryota, Viridiplantae, Streptophyta, Magnoliopsida, Fabales, Fabaceae.